CGCGCGUUCACUGGUAAAUGCGCGAGUGAAGGAAGAGAGGAUUCGUCAUUCAACCAUUUGAGUUUAGUUAAAGAAAUAUGUGAGCUUGAAAGCGCGUGUUGAACACCUGUUGCAUAUUUUUCCGAAUAAAUAUAAUAAAAGCAUGACCCAUUUGUUGAAAAAUCUCACAAACAGCAUCUGGCAUGCGUUUCAUGCAUUGCAAGCUGAAGAUGCAUUUGUUGUUGCAAAAUCAAAAUUAAAGGUUUUAACCGCGAAUAUUGGAACAUUAAUGGACCUCUAUGGAAUUGAAAAAGGAUUGGAACAUUAUCGAAGCACGCAAACUUUAACAUUCGAGCAAUACAUCUAUUAUCUACAAAAAGAGGUUUUCUCGUCCCUCACAGAAACAACACCAAUACAAACAUGUCGUUCAUUGGAAGAAGGAAUUGACGAAAUAUGUUGGCUCGUUUGCCGAAAAAUUUAUUUAAAUCGAACACAUCCCAUUUUUCAAGAUCGUAGCGUUUAUCAAUUAUUUCGAAUAUUUUGCCUUCUAGCCGAAAUGGAAGCCGACGUCACGGAUUCUUCAUAUUUGGUAACAGCGAAUAGUGACGAAGUCGCGCGAAUCGCUUCACAAUUUGUAACUUCAUUGGGUUUAAAUUGGGAUCCUUUGGAUUUUUCAGCUUUAGCCGCGGCAAUUGGCAAUUUUCGAUUUCCUACGUUCCUGGCAGUUUUGGAAUCGAAAUAUUCCGGAUGUGGAACCGUCGAUCCCGCAGCAUUAACGGAAGCAAUCGACGACAUGUAUCAAACAUAUGUCGAGGAUGUACUCAAAAAAGGUUACUUGAUGAAAAAAGGAUUUCUACUGCCGACAUUUCGUUAUUUUUGGUUUGUCCUACGUCCUGGUGAAUUGACAUACUAUAAAGAUUCACAACAUAAAGAACCAUCGGGUAUUAUUCCAUUGGAUUUAAAUUCAUGGGCAGAUGCCGCUUGCAAUGGUGGUAAACCUGAUCGUCGAUUUAUUCUCAGUACACCGGAACAUCGUGGCAUUGAACUUGGUGCCGAGGAUCAUCGUGGACGUUUACAAUGGUUGUCGGCAAUUCAAAUUGCCAUUCAACAUUCAACGGAGAAAAUUGGUUAUCAACGAACACUUGCCUAUCAACGAAGAUCAUGUCGUCAGGCAACGAGGCAGGAAAAAGAUGAAACUCGUUUGGAACUUCAACACGAGCGACAGGCGCGAAUUGCCGCCGAAAUUCAGGCACGUAAAUUAGAGGCAAUCUCAAAAGAGGAAAAUGCAAAAGUCCAAGAAUUAGAGGACGUUAAAAAAAAACUUGAAAUUUUAUUGCAAGAGGAAAAACAAGCUCUGCGAGAUGAAGAAAUAGUGAGAGGAUUGCAAGCGCGAGUUCUUCGCGAGGAAUGGGAAAGACGCGAAGAAUUGGAAAGAUUACAAAAAGAGCAACAGGAUCUUUUGGAAUCGGAAAAAAUGAAACGCCUUGAAUUUGAACGUCAACAAGAGGAAAAUGAAAGGCAACUUCAAGACGCGGAAAUUCGUCUUCAACAAUUGCAAGCCGAGAAGGAAAAUCUUGACGCGGAAUUACGAACGGCACGUGAAAAAGUGAGACGCGCUGAGGAGGCACAAAUUUUACUUGAAGCCGAAAUAGUAACGGUACGUCCAACAAAGGGACGAGAAAGAAUAAGACGUACGCAAAGUUUCAUUCCAACGACAAAAGAAAAGCCAUUAUUAUUUGAAAAAUUUGAGGAACGCUCAUUAACACUUCGCAAACAUUGUUAAUAAUUGUGUCAUUAUUAUUAUUAUUAUUAUUAUUCAUUAAUUUUUCACGCUCGCUGGACGUGCUUUGAAUGCUCAAAAAGAAAGCGUUGUUUUAAGGACAAAUUUAUCAAAAUUAAUUCCCUGAAUGUGAAAAUUUACCACCAGGCUUUAAAAUAAUAAUUUUUCUCUCUAGUGACACAAACACGAAUUUUUCUCCCUAGCGCUAAAACAUAAUUUAAAAAUAAAAAAAGGGAUUUAAUUUUGAUAAUGUCGAAUUUAUUAUAUUUAAGAAACGAAAAAAAUUUUUUUUUCAUUGCCAAACUCUACCAAACAAAAAGAAAAAAAUAUAUUUUCUAUUACUUUUAAGAAUCUAUUUUUAGAAUUUUUUUUUUCUCUUUUUUUUUGAGAAUGUUUGAAAAAAUAAUGGAAAAAUUUUUUCCAAUCUGCAAAAAUUUAUUUUUAUAUCAAUUUUGUUGCGUCUAUAUUAAAAUUUAUUUUCAAUUAUAUUAUUAUAUAUAAUUAUUAAAAAAAAAUUAUUUGUUAAAUAAUAUAAUUUUUUUGAAUGUUUAUUUAAAUGCUCUCUCACUGUAAUUUUUCUCUCUCUACUUUUUUUUUUCUUAACUGAUGCUUAUAAUUAUAAAAAAUAAAUGGAUAAAUAAUUUAAAAAAAAGAAAAAAAUUUUAAAAAAUUUAAUUUUUAUAUUUUUUUGUUAAUAAAAAUUUCGAUCCGAUUUUGUCAAGUAAAAAAAAAAGAAGAGAAAAAGACUUUGCGAUAAAUAUAUAAAUUGUAAUGUUUGUCACUAUGACAAUAAGAAGUAAUUAGGAGACAUCGACCAAACAUUGUCGGCUUUAAAUUGAAAUUGAAACGAGCUUUUUAUAUAUAAGACAAAUUGAAAUUAACCGAAUGUGUAAUUUAUAUAAAAAAAAAGAAAUUAUA
Messenger RNA from Leptopilina boulardi, 2677 nucleotides. RefSeq names its product differentially expressed in FDCP 6 homolog. NCBI's taxonomy places the organism in Eukaryota, Metazoa, Arthropoda, Insecta, Hymenoptera, Figitidae. The coding region runs from base 143 to 1762 and encodes 539 amino acids. The transcript has 9 exons. The record is from RefSeq and is a predicted model, not a curated record. Gene Ontology annotation, cellular component: cytoplasm; nucleus.